Coregonus clupeaformis (lake whitefish) is the source of this 1152-nucleotide messenger RNA. Its product is annotated as eukaryotic translation initiation factor 2 subunit 1-like. Gene Ontology annotation, molecular function: translation initiation factor activity; ribosome binding; RNA binding. Lineage: Eukaryota; Metazoa; Chordata; Actinopteri; Salmoniformes; Salmonidae. Gene Ontology annotation, cellular component: multi-eIF complex; eukaryotic translation initiation factor 2 complex; eukaryotic translation initiation factor 2B complex. Bases 159 to 1106 code for a protein of 315 amino acids. The transcript is spliced from 8 exons. The record is from RefSeq and is a predicted model, not a curated record.
GGGUCAGUUCAAGUUCGCGCAUGUUGGUGAAAUAGUAGUAUUUUAUCCCUUCAACUGACACAUUUCAAUUACUACAGAUUCAUGUAAUAACUUAUAAUACAGACAUUCAAAUAGUUCAAUCUCAAGUUUUAGAUAUACUAUAUCUAUAAGAGUGCAGGAUGCCGUCGCUCAGCUGUAGAUUCUACCAGCACAGGUUUCCAGAGGUAGAAGACGUGGUGAUGGUCAACGUGCGCUCCAUCGCAGAGAUGGGAGCCUACGUAAGCCUACUGGAGUACAACAACAUUGAAGGCAUGAUCCUUCUUAGCGAGUUGUCUCGCAGACGUAUCCGCUCCAUCAACAAACUCAUCAGGAUCGGACGCAACGAGUGUGUGGUCGUCAUCCGAGUGGAUAAGGAGAAAGGUUACAUUGAUCUGUCCAAGAGAAGAGUUUCACCCGAGGAGGCAAUCAAGUGCGAAGACAAAUUCACCAAAUCCAAAACGGUGUACAGCAUAUUGAGGCAUGUGGCUGAGGUGCUGGAGUACACCAAAGAUGAGCAGCUGGAUAGCCUGUUCACACGCACCGCCUGGGUGUUUGAUGAGAAGUACAAGCGGCCUGGAUACGGAGCCUAUGAUGUCUUCAAACAGGCUGUGGCGGACCCAUCCGUUUUAGAUUGUCUGGACCUGACAGAGGAGGAGAAGUCUGUCCUCAUUGACAACAUCAACAGAAGACUCACCCCACAAGCUGUCAAAAUCAGGGCAGACAUUGAGGUGGCCUGUUACGGGUAUGAGGGGAUUGAUGCUGUCAAAGAAGCGUUGAGGGCGGGGCUGGGCUGCUCUACAGACGCCAUGCCCAUCAAGAUUAAUCUGAUAGCGCCGCCACGCUACGUCAUGACCACCACCACAAUGGAGCGUACAGAGGGUCUCUCUGUCCUCAACCAGGCCAUGGCUGCCAUCAAAGAGAAGAUUGAAGAGAAGCGAGGAGUCUUUAACAUCCAGAUGGAGGCGAAGGUUGUAACAGACAUAGAUGAGACAGAGCUGGCCCGCCAGCUGGAACAACUGGAGAGAGAGAACGCUGAGGUGGACGGAGAUGACGAGGAUGGAGAGAUUGAGGCCAAGGCAGAGGACUAAACUAGAUGAAGAACUGAGGGAUUGGAUACGACGACGAGACCAAUUA